Lactuca virosa is the source of this 573-nucleotide messenger RNA. Lineage: Eukaryota; Viridiplantae; Streptophyta; Magnoliopsida; Asterales; Asteraceae. The record is from the annotation of a GenBank genome assembly.
AUGACUUCCGCCUCCACUAAUCUGGCUCUUCUUUUCCUAACAUGCAUCAUCGCCGCCGUCGCCGGCAGGCAAUUCCUAGUCGGAGAGAACGUCGGUUGGCGAGUCCCGGCCAUGCGCGAAACACAACUCUACGAUGUCUGGGCCUUUAGAAGGCAUUUUUACGUCGGAGAUACACUUCGGUUUCAAUACAAGAAUGAUUCGGUGGUUUUGACAACAGAAUCUGCGUUUUUGCGCUGUGAUUCAAGGCAACCAAUCUCUGUCUUCAACGAUGGGAAUACAGUUAUCAAUCUUGAUAAAGUGGGUAAGUUUUAUUUCAUUAGUGGGAAAGCAAAUCGUUGUAUUAAAGGGCAGAAGAUGGCGGUGAACGUGGAGAGUCGUAACUACCCUUAUCCACCACCAGUAGUCACUCCACCUCAUAGCCCUAACUAUCCCAUCUAUCCGGCGCCGGCGUCGUCCCAGCUCCCAGGCUCCGGUAAUUCUUCAGAUUCCGGUCCAGAAGCUACGGUUUCUAUCUCAGUGAUGUCUUUCAUUGUUGCUAUAGUAGGUUUAUGGCUUUGUGUGGAUCACCCAUAG